GCUUCAAUCGAAUAGAAGUAUCUAAUCCAAAUGCUCUUCUUCUAUAUUUGCUUCUCUGACAUUCGGUAUAUAUCUAGCAGUGCCCCGAAACUGAUAACUUGUAAUCUGUGAUGUCUCUUGGAAUGGGUUUGUUGUGUAUCGUCUGCAAGGCCAUAUGUAAUAAGUUUUAAUUUAUUAUAGAGUAGAAUACAUUCUUCGUGUUUAUGAACAUUUACCUUUAUUCAUGUUACUGUUUAUACUUGCAAUUACUCGCACUUACGAACAGUAGAAGAGUACAUUUUUAAAGUGUUUUUUUUUAUCUACCGUCUUUAUCACAAGGUUUCAUAUCACUUGUCAACUGCUUCAUUUAUUUCAAGUCUCAGAACAACAGAAAUAGCCUUUAAACCAAAGUUAGUCAGCAUUUAAUAAUGGAUAUUGCCAAAUCACUGUUUGGAAAUAGACCGCACGAAGGAUAUGCAGGCAAGGAAGAUUACAAUAUGAAAGUUGAUACAGCUUUAUCUGAAGAUGAAGGAGAAACAGAUACUUCAUAUCUUGGGGAAGGCACAGAAGGACUCAGCAUUAAAGCUGACAGUGUAACACCAACACCAGGAGGGCCAUUUUCUGCCCUGACACCAUCCAUGUGGCCUCAGGAUAUUCUUACUAAGCUUGGGCAACAACCUGAUGAUCCUAAUUCACAGCCUGAAUACAGGUUUGAUGAAUUUGGUUUCCGAGUGGAAGAAGAAGAUGGCCCUGAACAAAAUUCUAACAAACUGUUAGGAAUUCCAUUUGUUGAAGAUCCACAGCACAGACUGCAGUGGGUAGCGCACUUGGAGUUCAGUCAUAAUAAGGAAGUCUGUGAUUUAACGUGGGACAAGGUAGAAGUAAGACUGCCUCGGACAGAGAAAUUGCGCUCAAUGGUUCGAGCAGGAAUACCUCAUUCUCUUCGUCCUCAGAUGUGGAUGCGUCUGUCAGGUGCAUUACAGAAGAAAUUGUCCUCUGAAAUGAGCUACAAAGACAUUGUGAAGGCUUCCAGCAAUGAUGUACUUAUGACAUCUAAGCAGAUUGAAAAAGACUUAUUACGUACCAUGCCAGGAAAUGUAUGUUUCAGUCAUCUGGAUAGCACAGGAAUACCUCGACUCCGCAGGCUGUUGCGAGGGCUAGCAUGGCUUUACCCAGACAUUGGGUACUGCCAGGGGACUGGUAUGAUGGCUUCAUCACUACUGUUGCUGAUGGAGGAGGAUGAUGCAUUUUGGAUGUUGAGCACCAUUGUGGAGGACAUUCUGCCAGCAUCAUACUAUUCGUCUACACUCCUAGGGAUACAGGCAGACCAGCGUGUGCUGAGGACCCUGAUCUGCAACUACCUUCCAGAUGUGGAUGUGACUCUCAAAGAGCAUGACAUUGAGCUCAGUCUCAUCACUCUGCAUUGGUUCCUUACUUUAUUUGCAUCUGUCGUUCACAUGAAGAUACUUUUGCGUAUAUGGGAUCUUUUCUUCUUUGAUGGUUCCAUUGUUUUAUUCCAAGUUACGCUUGGCAUGCUCAAAAUUAAAGAACCAGAUCUUAGGCAGCUGGAAAAUUCAGCAGAGAUUUUUAAUGCUCUCUCAGACAUACCAGGUGACAUUGAAGACGUCGAUCAUCUGUUAGAUAUCUCAUUUAUGGUGGCAGCAUCACUCAGUGAUAUGGUGAUGGAAACUCAUCGACGGCGCCACCUGGCAUACCUGAUGGCUGAUCGAGGGGCACUAGUGGGGAACCCUGAAGCUGCACGAAAUCUUCCGAAACAGCAUCUUAGCAGACGACAAAUCAAGAAAUCAAAGUCUGUGAUACAACUUCUCUUGUUUGGAGACGAGACAAAUGAGGAUGAUAUCAAAUCAAAAAACAUUCGCCAGACUGAAAUACUUGUAGAUUUGCGUGAGGCAAUUCUACAGGUGGCUCGUCAUUUCAUGUCAGUGGAUCCCAAACUGAACAAAGUGGCACUGGUGCCAGAUUAUAGUAUGGACAGUCAUGCCCGUGACCAUGACAACUACGUCAGUGUUUCUCGCACACGUAAGAGACGUGCUAAAGCCCUGCUUGAUUUUGAGCGACAUGAUGAUGAUGAACUUGGCUUUCGAAAAAAUGAUAUCAUCACAAUAGUCAGCCAGAAAGAUGAACACUGUUGGGUUGGUGAACUCAAUGGAUUGCGAGGUUGGUUUCCUGCCAAAUUUGUUGAGCUGCUGGAUGAACGCAGCAAACAGUAUUCAUGCGCUGGAGAUGACAGUGUGUCUGAGGCUGUUACAGAUUUGGUCAGAGGAACACUCUGUCCAGCUGUAAAGCAGGUACUUGAACAUGGUAUGAAGAGACCAAAUUUUCUCGGGGGCCCUUGUCAUCCAUGGCUUUUCAUUGAAGAGGCAGCUGCCAAGGAGGUAGAAAGAGAUUUUAGUUCAGUGUAUAGCAGAUUGGUGUUGUGCAAGACGUACCGUUUGGACGAGGAUGGCAAAGUGCUCACACCUGAGGAGCUUUUGUACAGGUGUGUACAAGCCAUAAACCUAUCACAUGACAAUGCACAUGCACAAAUGGAUGUCAAGUUACGCAGCUUAGUGUGUCUGGGACUGAAUGAGCAAGUACUCCAUCUCUGGCUUGAGGUUCUUUGUUCCUGUGUUGAAGUAGUUCAGAAAUGGUACCAGCCGUGGAGCUUUGUAUACAGCCCAGGCUGGGUGCAGAUCAAGUGUGAACUCCGGAUCCUCUCUCAGUUCGCAUUCAACCUGAAUCCUGAUUGGGAAUUGCCAGCAAGGAAGGAGCAAUCGCAACCGCUGAAGGACGGAGUCCAAGACAUGCUGGUGAAGCAUCACCUGUUCAGUUGGGACCUCUAGGGCUCAGAAUCUUGUCUCUUCAGCUGGGACCUUUGAGCUGAAUGAACAUAUUUACUAAGCUAUUUGAUUUGGUUCUGUGUGUAUGGGACUCUUGUUGGAAGAUAUUCCUGUUAAGUUGGUGGUGCAGUUUGUUCAUAUUUGAAUUAAAAUUUUAGAAGAUAGAAUUAAUCAUCAACCUUUACUUUUCAUAGCACAGUAUAAAAUAGUAAAAUUAAAAGGACUGUCUGUUCUAACAUAAUAACAUACAGUAAUGACAUAUUUAAAAUUAAAAUAUGCAAUAAAGUAUUGAGCUAACAGCACCACAGGCAAAGCUUUAGUCUAAUCACUGCAAAGCAAUGUGGUAAUUCAUGUACCUGUUUCCAACAAAAAUAGGAACCAUACAUACAUGCUAUUUAAUAUUUUGAGAAGAAACCAAUGUACAUUCCAGUUUUCUUCUAUCUGUUAGUGCUUCAUAAUGUCCACUACAUAUUACAUUGGCAGGAAACAUGUGGCACACUUACCUAGUUCUGCCAGUGAACAAAAAUCCAUCCAACCACACUUAAGCGAUAUACAUUUCAGAUGAACAAAAAUUUGUUGUUCAGGUCAUGGUUUGAACCUGCAUAUUCUGUUGAAUAGGUAGGUACUUUGGGAGACUCUCUCAUAGGCAGCAGAAGGAGUUGUGUUUGUAAGAGGUAUAGCUCCAUAAAUGGUCAUAAAUAGAAAGUAAAAAGAAAAAUCAUCUAAUACUUCUUAACAUUUAGUAUCAUUCUAUUAGUAUAAAAAUUGUAAUUUUUAUUAAUAUCAUAAUGCUUCAUUAUAACUUAUCUAAUGCAUAAAGCAUUUGUUUAUUUAUGCUAAAAAGGUCCUGUUAAUGUGAUUGAUAUUUUUCCAGAAAGAAGUAUUUAAUUGGUUUCUUUACAAGAUGUGUUUUGAUUGUUUGUUCUCAGAGAUGUGAUUUAGUGGUUAUAAAAUAAGUAUUAACAGUUUUUUGAUUAUUACAAAUGUAAUAUCAGCUUAUUUUAGAUAAUUUUCUGGAAGAAUAUCAAUGGGUGAGUAUGAAAGUAAGGCCCAACAUUAUCCAGAUAUGCUUUUUAUGUGUAACAUACAUUCAAAAUCAUUUCCAAAUAUUUUUUUGUUCACUACUUCUCACUGCAGGAGCUUUAUAAGCCACAGGAUCUGCUUUGCUUAGUCCUUGGAUUGCAACUGUAAACUAGAGAACUGACCAUGAAUAUUAACAUUAAAUAGGAACUGUUUUCAAUUACAGUGAAUGUCUUAUGUUAGAUGUAAUAAUAUUCAUUUGUUUAUAACUAAAUAACUCCAUGGAGUAGAGUCCUUGAGAAGCUAAUAGCAUGCUCAGCUAAUCAGGGAAGUUCCUGCAUUUUAUGGUGCACAAAGAUUUAUUGACAUUCACACAAGAGCCUAACACUGGUCCCUAUCCUGAACCAGAUGAAUCCAAUCCACACACCCAAACCUGAUUUCCCUAAGAUCGAUAUUAAUAUUUUCUUAUCAUCUACGUCCAGGUCUUUGAAUGGUGUGUUUCCUUCAGGUUUUCCAACCGAUGUUGUAUAGAUUUCUCAUCCCCCAAUGCAUGCUACGUGCCGUGACUGUC
Molecule: messenger RNA, 4410 nt
Organism: Zootermopsis nevadensis
Lineage: Eukaryota; Metazoa; Arthropoda; Insecta; Blattodea; Termopsidae
Product: small G protein signaling modulator 3 homolog
Biological process (GO): regulation of GTPase activity
Molecular function (GO): GTPase activator activity; small GTPase binding
Source: RefSeq, a predicted model, not a curated record